AUGGCGGCAAGGCGCCGUGACCAGGUCGACGGCCGCCUGGACGCCCUGGAGCAGGAGGUGGCGGAGCUCCGUCAGGGGCAGGCGAACUUGCGGGGCCAGGUGAAGCGCCUCGAAAAGGGGACCCGGCUGGUGUCGGUCGGGUUUGAGGGGCCCUGCGAAUCGCUGUGGCUCGCUCGCGAGCCACAGAAAGAGUACCGCGAUAUGCGCCGAGAGACCGCCCAGGAGAAGGUCGACCAGGCCGUCGCUGUUGGAGAGAUCCAGCAGAUGAUGAGCGUCGACGGAGUCCUCCUGGGUGUCCACGCCCAGGAGGGCUUCGACGCGGCAUCGGGGCACAGGGUGAGGCUCCCGGGCAAGUUCAACCUUGUCCUGGAGACGUGCCACGAGACGUGGGUCAUCAGGAGCAAGCCGAGGACCCUGGACCGCCACCUGCGCCGGGCCUCUGGCUUG
Prorocentrum cordatum is the source of this 447-nucleotide messenger RNA. The record is from the annotation of a GenBank genome assembly. Lineage: Eukaryota; Dinophyceae; Prorocentrales; Prorocentraceae.